GCUCAGCGAGUGCGGAAGUGGCUGUAAACUUCAGUGCGGGUGAAAAGGGUUCCGCCUUUACAUUCAUCCUGUAUCCGACACUUCUGGCAUUUUCCUGUUGUUUAGUCAGGCAUUUUCAGCCGUGAAGAAGGAGGAAUGGCUGGGAGAUUACCGGCGUGUGUUGUAGACUGCGGUACAGGAUAUACUAAACUGGGAUAUGCAGGAAACACAGAACCUCAGUUCAUCGUACCAUCAUGCAUUGCCAUCAAAGAAUCCGCGAAGGUGGGAGACCAGGCCCAGAGAAGGAUGAUGAAAGGCGUGGAUGACCUCGACUUCUUCAUUGGAGACGAGGCUAUCGACAAGCCCACUUACGCAACCAAGUGGCCCAUCAGACACGGUAUCGUGGAGGAUUGGGAUCUCAUGGAGAGGUUCAUGGAGCAGGUCAUAUUUAAGUAUCUGAGGGCGGAGCCUGAGGACCACUACUUCCUGCUGACCGAGCCUCCUCUAAACACACCUGAGAACCGGGAAUACACCGCAGAGAUCAUGUUUGAGUCCUUCAAUGUGCCAGGCCUUUAUAUUGCUGUGCAGGCAGUCUUGGCUCUAGCAGCGUCCUGGACCUCUCGGCAGGUUGGAGAGAGAACUCUGACCGGUACAGUCAUUGACAGUGGAGAUGGAGUCACUCAUGUCAUCCCUGUGGCAGAAGGCUAUGUGAUUGGCAGCUGCAUAAAGCACAUCCCCAUUGCAGGCCGUGACAUUACCUACUUCACACAGCAACUGUUGAGGGAGAGAGAGGUGGGAAUUCCACCUGAGCAGUCCCUCGAGACUGCUAAAGCCGUCAAGGAGCGCUUCAGUUACGUGUGUCCCGACCUGGUGAAGGAGUUUAAUAAGUACGACACAGAUGGCUCGAAAUGGAUAAAGCAGUACACCGGCAUCAAUGCCAUCAGCAAAAAAGAGUUUACCAUCGAUGUGGGAUAUGAGCGCUUCCUUGGCCCAGAGAUCUUCUUCCAUCCUGAGUUUGCCAAUCCGGACUUCACUCAGCCGAUCUCGGAAGUGGUUGAUGAGGUUAUUCAGAACUGUCCCAUUGAUGUGCGUCGUCCCCUCUAUAAGAACAUUGUUCUGUCAGGAGGUUCUACCAUGUUCCGUGAUUUCGGCCGGCGCCUGCAGAGAGAUCUGAAGAGAACCGUGGACGCUCGUCUCAAAUUGAGCGAAGAACUCAGCGGUGGCAAAUUGAAGCCCAAACCUAUUGAUGUGCAGGUCAUCACUCACCACAUGCAGCGCUAUGCCGUGUGGUUCGGAGGAUCCAUGCUGGCCUCAACACCUGAGUUCUACCAGGUGUGUCACACCAAGAAGGAUUAUGAGGAAAUCGGCCCCAGCAUCUGUCGCCACAACCCUGUGUUUGGUGUCAUGUCUUAGAGUCCACAGACCUACAGACGUGCGCGUAUACACGGAGGGAUUGGGGUUCGGGUGGUCGGGGCUGGGGAAUUUAAAAAGAAAAAAAAAAGCAGGCCACUAGAGAGAGAGGGAGAGGGGGAGAGCUCAUUUCGGUUAACACCAAACCUGUCUGCUGGAUCCAGAUGAUGAAUGUUUGUUCGUUUGUUUGUUCAUGUUAUUCCCACUACAAGGGAAAAAUGCGAUUACUACACCAAAAUGACUCCACCUCUUCUCUGCAUUUGCUCAGCAAUCUGUGGGUGUCUUAAAUAAAUAAAUAGCAAUCCCCCAUUGAAUUAAAAAAGAGUAAACAAUUCUAUUGACAUUCAUUAUGGUAGUGCUGCAGAAGACUGCUGGUGUUCAUGUUUUAAAGCAAAAAGCGACUCAAGCAAUUUAUUCCUAAAUAAGUUGACCAUGCCAGUCUUCUCUUCCGCUGUUCUCAAGUAUGAUGCAACUUGGGAUGAUUUUCAUGUCCUUUAGCAGGUAAAGCAGGGGGAAAUCUUGGACCAGGUUUAAAAAAAAAAAAAGAAACAAAAAUGUUUCACAGCUUUUGAUUCUUGUGCUUUUUCAUCAGUUUAAAAUAUGUACUUUUUUCUUGCAUUUUCAUCAAAUUAAUUUUAAAUAUGUGACUGCUUUUACCUCUGAUCAUAUCAUUAUAUAUUUACAUUUUCCUCUCUAGCAGGACGGAAAUGUGUUUAUCAAUAAUAGGAUUACAGUGAGCUUGAACAGGAAUGACUAUCGGACCAGUAUUGCUAACCUAGUGGACUUUUAUAUUUCACUGAACACCGAAUUACAGCAGGUUUGGAUUUGUAAAUGCGAUGCCUAAAACAUUCCAAUAAAGGCUAAAAAAUGUUUCUACAAAA
This is a messenger RNA of Neoarius graeffei (lesser salmon catfish), 2270 nucleotides long. RefSeq names its product actin related protein 3 (gene actr3). Gene Ontology annotation, molecular function: actin filament binding. The record is from RefSeq and is a predicted model, not a curated record. NCBI's taxonomy places the organism in Eukaryota, Metazoa, Chordata, Actinopteri, Siluriformes, Ariidae. The coding region runs from base 136 to 1392 and encodes 418 amino acids. The transcript has 12 exons. Gene Ontology annotation, cellular component: Arp2/3 protein complex; actin cortical patch. Gene Ontology annotation, biological process: Arp2/3 complex-mediated actin nucleation.